This is a messenger RNA of Rosa chinensis, 1689 nucleotides long. RefSeq lists its product as uncharacterized. The record is from RefSeq and is a predicted model, not a curated record. Gene Ontology annotation, molecular function: protein binding. Lineage: Eukaryota; Viridiplantae; Streptophyta; Magnoliopsida; Rosales; Rosaceae. The transcript has 2 exons. Bases 220 to 1116 code for a protein of 298 amino acids.
CUCAUUCACGCACUGGAAACCCCCUCUCUCUCUUUAAGCACUUCAUUUACUCCACCAGUCUCUCUCUCUCUAGAAAACAACCAAAAGGACAGUCUUAAGAGCACAGCGCACACACACAAAGCCCAAAGGGCUCUCCCCUUUCUUUCUUGCUAAGCAUUUUUUCAAAACAAACACACAGAGAUAAAGCUCGAGUCUUUGUUAGGAUAAUCGAUAGAAUUGAUGGCGGAGAUACAGCCACCGGAGAUCAACGGCGGGCAAUUCAUGAUGGGUUCGUCGGAGACGGUGGGGGCGAAGCGGCAGCGGAGGCCCAGCGUCCGAUUGGGCGAGAUCGGAGGAGACCAGCCGUACGAUUCGAACCCGCGGCGGGCGACGAAGCAGUGGAGGCUACCUCCGAUGGACCACCACCACCACCGGAACAAGGAGUCGAGUAAGUCGUCAAAGACUCGGCCUUUGGUGAAUUUGAGCUCCGGCGGGGAGUUCGAUGAAACCCUAGAGCGGGAGGAGAGAGAGGGCAACCUCGAUAGUGUCGCCAUUGGGAGCUGGAAGGUGAAAGAGACCAAGAAAAGAGCUUCGAGCGCCACGAAGAGGGUCAGAUCCAAUUGGGUCGCGGCCAAGAUUGACGAGGGCGGCGGCGGCGGCGGCGAUGAGAAGUUCAGCGGCGGCGAGGAUGGGGAAGAUGGGUACCGGGAAUUCGAACCCGAAGAGUCGGAAAGCCCCUUGAAAGAGCAGAGCCCAAUUCAUUCCUCGGAGAAUUUGGAAAGAGAGGUGCUUUACCAUGGGAAUAGGAGACCAAUUAGGACUAGGGUUUUGGAUCAUGAUGGUGUUGAGCUAUCCGGGCCGUCGGAGAAUGAUGCCAGGGAGUGGAAUGGGAGAGGGACUAGUGGGGACAGGAAUGGGAAUGAAGGGAGAGUGAGGUGUGGGGAAGAUGGGGUUAGGGUUUGGCUCAAUGGCUUAGGGUUGAGUCGGUAUGCCCCAGUGUUCGAAAUUCAUGAGGUGGAUGAUGAAGUGUUGCCAAUGCUAACUUUGGAGGACCUCAAGGACAUGGGGAUAAAUGCGGUCGGGUCCAGAAGGAAAAUGUACUGUGCUAUUCAGAAGCUUGGAAAGGGUUUUUCUUGAGGUUUUGUUUUUGACUCUUGGUGAUUGAAAAACCAAAGAUAACAAAUCCUCAGCCAUGGCAAUAGUGAAGUUAUCUUGAAAGCAAGGAACUGACUUUGGAAAUCCAAUUUGGUUUGUUGUGGCUAGCAGAGGGAAAGCCAGAUAGUUGAGAUCAGGUGUUUCAGUGAGGAAUUUAACACUAGAUCAUCAGGUGUUUCCUUGAGGGAAUUUAACGGUAGAGCGGAUGUAAUCUCAACACAGUGUCCAUGUGAAAGCCGGGUGGGAUCAUAUCGAGUCUUAGUUUUAAGGGGGUCGAUUCUGAGUUGCAGAUGGUGCAAUUUUGCAUUCUAGUUCGGGCAAGUAUGUGUGAUUCAUAUGAGAUUGUGAACUGGAUCGCUCAACCAAUGGAUUCCAGUAUGGCAAGAGUAUUAUUUAUGCGUCUCUUGUUGUAUCUUGUGUGGAUGCUCUAUGUCUAGUAUCAGGAGUACAGUUCAAGCAGUGUAAUGUUGCCCUCUUGUUGUACAUGUAAAACUCUUCACUGCUUAUUACCAUAAAUUUUGAAGCAGGCUCAUUGCUUCCUUACUAUUAUUUUCA